Prosopis cineraria is the source of this 2298-nucleotide messenger RNA. RefSeq lists its product as uncharacterized. The transcript is spliced from 8 exons. Gene Ontology annotation, biological process: mRNA 3'-end processing. Gene Ontology annotation, molecular function: RNA polymerase II complex binding. Gene Ontology annotation, cellular component: RNA polymerase II, holoenzyme. NCBI's taxonomy places the organism in Eukaryota, Viridiplantae, Streptophyta, Magnoliopsida, Fabales, Fabaceae. The record is from RefSeq and is a predicted model, not a curated record. Bases 516 to 2036 code for a protein of 506 amino acids.
CGGUGCUGUCUAUUUAUCCUGCCCCGUUGAGGCAACUUGCUUGGUUUGCGCCAAACGGGAGAAAACUCAAACCUCGCACUUGCACUUCCUUGGUGCUCUUGUUUCUCUGUUCUUUUCCUCUUGGACUUCUUUUUCUGUUCAUCUCUUCUUGGGUCUUGUUUUGCGUCUCUCCUAUUUUUUCUCGUGUAAAUUAAUAAUCUUUUUGUAGGGUUUUCCUAAAUCGACCUCCUUUCGUCUAAAUUCACCAUAACUCACCAGAAUAGCUCUUUACCUUUGUUUCGUCUUAGAGUUUCUGUGCUUUGUCAAUAAUGUGGUAGUUUCUGUCCGCUCUAAUUUUCUAACAUUGUUGAAGUUUUGUAUUUUUGCUCAAUUUGUUCUCCAUGCUCCGCAUUUGCUCAAUUUUUGGGAUUCGUUGGCUUUGUGCCAAAGUUUCUCCUGGUUUGGUCAUUGAAACUUGCUAAGGGUUUGACUUAUACUGUUUGUGGAAGGUAGAUUGGGAACCCUCUGGAGUUGGGAUGAAUAGCGUGUUCAGCGAGCAGAUUCUUGCGGACAAGCUGUCGAAGCUUAACAGCACCCAGCAGUGUAUUGAAACUUUAUCACAUUGGUGCAUAUUUCACCGGAGCAAAGCAGAAUUGGUUGUUGAAACUUGGAAUAAACAAUUUCACAAUUCAGAGAUGGUUCAAAGGGUGCCCCUUCUAUAUCUUGCAAAUGAUAUUUUGCAGAACAGCAAGCGGAAAGGAAAUGAAUUUGUUGCCGAGUUUUGGAAGGUUCUUCCUGCUGCACUUAAAGAUGUAAGUGAGAAAGGUGAUGAUCAUGGAAAGAAAGUGGUAUCUAGACUGGUUGAUAUAUGGGAGCAAAGGAGGGUUUUUGGAUCUCGGGCACGUAAUCUUAGAGAUGUAAUGCUUGGAGAAGAAGCACCUCCACCAUUGGAAUUCAACAAAAAGCGAUCUCGAUCCGUAAGAAUUAUGAAAAGGGAUUCUCGCUCCAUUAGAACGAAAUUGUCCAUUGGGGGUGCAGCUGAGAAAAUAGUUUCUGCAUUUCAUUUGGUGCUCAGUGAACAAACGAAUGAAGAUGCAGAGAUGAAAAAAUGCAAGUCUGCUGUUCAGCGUGUAAGAAAAAUGGAAAAAGAUGUUGAUAUUGCAUGUACUAUUGCAAAGGAUCCAAAGCGAAAAACUUUGGCAAAGGGAGUGGAGGAGGAAGAAAAUAUCUUGAGACAGUGCAUAGAAAAACUUAAAUUAGUUGAAGCAAGUAGAGUAGCACUUGUAUCGCAGUUAAAAGAAGCUUUGCAUGAGCAGGAAUCUGAACUGGAGAAUAUCCGUACUCAAGUGCAGGUAGCAGAAGCACAAGUUGAGGAGGCUAGCAAUAUGAGGAAACGGCUAGAUGAUGACGACUUGGUGCAGAAAGCAUCCACUUUGGCAACUGAUGCAACCACAAAAUCCGAAGCACCGACGAAGAAAUCAGCUGCGGCAAUUGCGGCGGAGGUUGCAGAUAAGCUUGCGGCUUCUUCCUCAUCCCAAUUGAUCAUGACUUCUGUUCUCUCGACAUUUGCUGCCGAAGAGGCAAAAAAUGCUGGUCUAGCUUCUGCAUCAUCCUCAAACCCUGACAAACCCACGCCUGUAUCAGAUCCCAAUGUUUUUAGGUCUACACAGCAAAUGAUUCCUGGACCAAGUCAUUCAUUUCCUUCAGUUUUGGUGGCUCAACCAACAAUGCAGAAUCAAGCCCCUGCAUCACAAGGUCAAUAUCAUUUGCUUGGUAAUCCAACCUCCCAGCAGUAUGCGCAAUCAACAGGAGUAAUCCCUGGUUAUGGUUAUGGAAACAUCCCUCCCUUACCUCCCGGACCACCACCACCGCUGCCUCCGCCUCACAUGGUGGGGCCACCUAUGGUGCAUCAGACGCUACAAAUAAGCCAGCAUCAGCCGGCGCCUAUAAACCAGCACCAACCAAUAACAAUGGCGCAGCAAGCCCCAGUACCUCCCAGUUUCCGGCCUCUCCAGCCACCGGGAAUGGUAUACUAUGGUAAUCACCAUCAUUCAUGAGGUUUACAGAGGGUAGGUUAAUUAAAAUGACCAUGUUUAGAUUAAAAGCAAUUUCUGGAGAUUUUGGAAUUUUAUGUAUGCCAAUGGUGGUGCCUGAAAUUGAGCUUACAUGGGACGGACCAAAAACAAAGGACUAGCCCAUUAUAAAGAUUUUAAAUAGAUGAAUUCAGUAGGGUGAGUGCGAAGAGUUCACAAUAUCUGAAGUGUUAAACUCAAAAAAAAAAAAAAAAGGCAAAGAAAUAGAAGAAUUUUUGUCUCAAAA